Messenger RNA from Physeter macrocephalus (sperm whale), 6164 nucleotides. RefSeq names its product G protein subunit beta 1 like (gene GNB1L). Gene Ontology annotation, molecular function: protein binding. Bases 2478 to 3482 code for a protein of 334 amino acids. The transcript is spliced from 2 exons. NCBI's taxonomy places the organism in Eukaryota, Metazoa, Chordata, Mammalia, Artiodactyla, Physeteridae. The record is from RefSeq and is a predicted model, not a curated record.
CCGCCGCCCCCAGGCCGCUCAGGCUGCUGGCCGUGAAGGCUGCAACGUCGCAGAAGUGCGAGAGCUGCGUGAGCCACGGGCUGGACACCGCGGAGAUCAUGACCCGCGGGCCGCGCAGCCCCGCCGAGGGACAGGACCCAGCCCAGCAAGCGGCCCCCAGCCCUCUUCGGUCGGCUCACUGUCGUGGCUGGGGACCCCGAGCAGAGGGACACCGCCCAGGCCAAGCAGCCCGGGAGCCCGAGCGUCACGCGCACCCGCGCGCACCGCCCGCCUCUGGCCAGGACGCUUAUACAUCCGGAGGGUGGGCAGUGCCCGCUCCUCCGACCUCCCCACGCACCGGCCGGGUGCAGGGAGGGCCGGGGGCGGGGCCUGGACUGGCCGAGGGAGCCGAGGACACGUCGGAGGAAUUCAGGCCGCCGGCCGGGUCGUAUGCUGCCCCUCGCUCACCACCCACCCACAGCCAGCCUGCCCGCCUGGGAAGGCCCUGCUGCCCAGUUGGGCCUUCAGGGCCAGGCAUCCCGGACGCUAAGACCUGACUUGGCCUGCGCUUCCGCGCACCUACUGCCUCUGAGGCCUCUCUGCCCAGUUCAGGGCAUCCAUGGCCUUCCAGUCCAGAGUCUCCCCAGCAGGGCGCCAGGCCUCCCUGCUCCCAGGAUCCUCUCUGGCCCUGCACUGAGGCUCUCGCAGUCAGGCCUCCAUUUCCAAGGCCUCUGUUGCUUUGCCUGCGCUUGCCUGGAUGGGGGUGGAAGGCAGCAGUCUCUCUCAGGGUUUUUACAGUCCCAGGGCCUCAGAUCCCAGGCUGGAGGGGAUGCUGGCUCUGAGGCAGGAAGGCCCAGAAACUGGGGACCUGGGAGUGGGCACCAGCGGGAAACGCCUGGCUCCCGGGCCUGAGGUCCAGGAAAGAUACAAGGCUGGAGUCAAGUCGGUGAGCUUGUGGGCCCUGCUGUGUGACUGGGGUGGGUGCGUGUGACCUCAAGUACAGUGAGCCCCGCCCCACCCCCUAGGCUGUGGCUGCAGCUUUGUGAACCAUGCCAGAAAAGGGAAGCUGUUGCCAGGGUGUGCCCCCCACCGUGAGUAGCCAUGUGGGGCUGUGACAGUGACAGUGAUCUGUGGGGCCCAGGAGCAAGUCCAGGGAGUGGUGUGAUGCACCAGGCCUCCAGGACCCCAGGUGGAGAUGCUCCUGGUGGAGGGAGAGCCUGGCUGGCAGGGGAGUUGGUGGGGGCAGGUCGUGGUGGUGCUGCAGGAGGGGAGCCCGUACUGAGAGUCUGCACCUAGAGAGGCGUGCAGGGCAGUCACCAUGGGUACCUCUUGCUGGUGGUCUGCAUCCAACCUUCAGGUGGGUGCGUGCGUUGCAUGUGGUUGUAUGCCAUCUGGGAUGUGUGCUGUCCUGGCAUGUGGGGGUGCCCAUGGUUGUGUCCUGUGCAGCUGGGGAGCCUUCCUUGUAUACCUGGGCGAACACCUGAAGACAGUGGGCAGGUGCCCAGUCUGAGGCAGACACCAAUGUUGAGAAAGGAGAAAUGAAAGUGAAAAACCGUGGGGCUUCUGGAGUCACAAGGUCAGCCUCCUGGGGCACUGUCCUGAGGUCCCUGGCCCUCGGAGUCUGAGGUGGUAGACAGGAGACGGGGUCCUCCCAGCCCCUCAUUAACCCCUUCAUGCCUGAGCUAGGAUCUGGGAGGCCAGGCUAGGUGGGGAAAAGCGCGGGAGCAGAAAGGACGCUGUGGCGUGGGCCAGUGGGCCAAUUCUGGUCGAGAGAGCGCUGGAGGAGGUCAGGGCCCCCCCUACGCCGCUCCGCCUGGGACUGGCAACCCUGCUUCCCCAGCUGCAGCUACUCACCCGAGCAAUUGCAGACCCCGAACCCCUCUGUCAACGCCCGGUCCCUGCUGGAAUACAACUGCAGGGGCCCAAAGAGGCCCAAACGCUGCGGAGUCACCGCCUCCCGCGCCUCCGGCCUGAGCUCCUCGGACCCUCCCUCCGUCCCUCCCGGGGCGAUACGCCGCUCUCCUCACCGCCCGCCGCCACCCCACCCACAGUGCCCCCACCGCCCAGACGGAGCUCGCGCCCUCUGGCUCCGCGACGCCCCACACACCACGUCCGCGCGCGCCGCCGCCUGCGGGAAGUCCUCAUCCCUCACCUGGAGCGGCCACGGCUCCCUUCCGCCUCGCUCCCCCUGCCGGCCGCACCUCCGGGCGCGCGAGGUAGGAGGCCUGGCUGGGCGCCGGCCCGAGCGGGCCGGAAGGGCUGGGCGCUGCCGCGGGUCGUGCGCUGCUCGGGCUCUGCCUCCUUAGGGCGCGGCGUGCCCCUCCGCCUGGGACGUGGGCUGAAGACAAGACCCGCAUUUCGCUGUGCCGCUUGGCAGCGAAGGGGGAACUAGGAUGAGACCACUUUACAGGUCCUAAAACCGAGGCUCGGCUUUGACUGGCCUCCGCGAGGUACGGGGACCAGAAGUCUAGCUGAGAACAGGAGGCGGCAGGGGCGGGAUGGAGCCGAGGCAGCCGCCCGUCCUGGGUGCAGAUCGGGCUGCAGCCUUUGCUUCUCUCUGCGGGCCCUGCGCUGGGUCCCACGUGGGCACUGGGAGGCAUCCCAGCGCUCCCCCUGGCACCUUGCAUUCGGAGGCUCACUCAUCCCCCGCCCCAGCAUCUUCAGAGUUUUGCCUGAAGCAAGCGCUGUUUCGGAGGUUUUCUCCCCAGCGUGCAGAAGGAGGCCCCUGGAGAGUCUGGCUGCACUGCUGCACCCAGCUCCGCCUCCCCGGAGCGCACGUGGCUUCCUCAGGGCAGCUCUCAAGACUGGAGCGCUCACAGCUUUGGGGGGGACCCCACUCCUCACUCUUCCGCCACCAUAAAGGCACUUCGACAGCGCCAUGCCCAGCGUUCAGAAUUCACUCUGGGCCUCUCUGUUCCCACCCUUGGAAGGACCUUCGUGCCCUUGUGCAUCUCUGGUGGGCGCCAAGCCCACCGAUUGUUGUGCUCAGGUGCUCCGCGAGAGAAGGUGGGGCACCACCCACUCCCCCAGCCUGGGUCUCCCACUACCUGGGGCACAGGCGCACACAGAUGGAUCUGAGCGGGCGGCUGGAGGAUGUGAGUGCGCAGAGCCCUGGGGACCCUGUCCCCCAGGAACUAGAGCACCGAGUGGGGCAGAGCCAUCUCCCCGACCCGGGGUUCAGAAAGAGAGGGACUGGGCUUUUCUUGACCCGGUUCAUUCGUUUCAGAAUUGAUUCACCGGGAACUGCCUCCAGGGCCUGCCUAGACGGGCCUCGGUGCUCUCGCAGGCAGGCCCCGCACCGGGAGCGGCCUGUGCCCUGCCUUUCUGCCGCCAGCAGCCGCUCCUCCCCGGCCCCGCGGCCCGGGUGGCUGGGCCCCUGGGGGCCAAGCCUUGGCAGGAGGCGUGAGGGGGCGAACUUCGCUGGAGCCGGGAGAGGCAGGUGCGCAGGGCAGCUCCGUUCUCCCUUCACAGCUCCAUUCCUCCUCUCCGCUCCCCGCCCAUAGUGGGCGCCUCGCGCAGGACCUCGGCCCCUGGGUGCGUCUCAUCUGCCUCCAUCCAACGAAAGCACUUGGCCCGCAAUGCCGACGAACGCGGCUUUCUGGGUGGCCCGCUUGGGCGUGAAUGGGCAGCGACCCUGAGCCCCCGAGGUGGGCGGGUGGGGCCGCUGUGGGGUGGCCUCCCUCCCCGGGCCCCUGGCUGGGGAGCCGAAGAGGAUUCAUGGGCUCCACCCAUGAGGCGGGGAGGAACGGGCGCUGUCCGCGCCGCUGGCUCUUGCGCGCCCAGCUCCUGGCCCCACUGGCUCCAGCGCGGUCUGCGCGAUCCACCGUGGGUUUGCAGACCCUUGGGCCGUGCAGGGGGUUGCGGGGGGGGGCGGUGCUGGGCUGGGACCAGGGCCUGUGGGAGCUGGUAGUGAGGCUGCAUCCGUCCCGGGCAGGGGCUGUUUCCCUGCCCCGACCCCGCUGGCCUGGUCUCUUGUGACACCGCCUGCAGGUUGAAGGAGGCGACUCCGUCUCCCCAGCCUGGGGGCUCCAUGCACCUGGACUGGCAGUGGCUCUGUUGGCCCCCUAACUGCUCCCAGGCCCUUCCCUCGGGGUGCCCCCAACUGAAGCACAAGUCCCUGCGAGCCCACCCAGGCCUCUUCCUUGGUGGUGGGUUCUUACCCCAAACUCUGGUGGGGGACCCUGUGCUGGGCCCUGAGCCCCGAGUGCAUAGUGGGGUUCAUGUGAGGGGAACUGAGGACUGUGAGGCGGCGCCAGGCAGAACCCAUGGAGUUCUUGGCAAGGGCUGGGGACCAGAAACAGCCUGGCGUGUGCUCUUUGGUGGCUUGGAGAUGACGCUGGGUAGGUGAGCUGAGCCAUGCCCAGGGAAGGGGCUGGCGCCCUCGCCCCUUCUGUGGCAUCACCUGGGACUCUUCCUGGUCCCCAGUGCCACCUGCCUCCUGAUCCAAGGGUCUGGACCCCCGGGGGCUGAUGACUGCAGAUUGAACAAAGGGCAACUGAGGGGGCAGACAUGGACACUGGAGGGUGUCACCUGAGGGCUGACAGAGAAGGCCGCACAGAGGCACACACUGCUGUGACACCAGCCCCUCAGAGCCGGGAGGGAUGGGCCAGGGUCUGCACAGCCAUGCACAGCUGGGUGCAGCCUCCCAUCUGCCCCGGGCCUGGCUGUACUCCCCUCACUGAGGGUGCUGUCUUCUGGUUCUAGUGCCCGGGAGGACAGAUGGGGGGAGACAGUAAGGGGAUGGCCGGACCGGAUGGGGCUGUCGGUCGGGCCUGGGUGAUAGCACCCCCUACCCCCCGCAGGGCACCAGGGCCCCCUGCAGGCUGGAAGUUCCCACAGCUCUAGAACAAACAAACAGACGGCCCAACACACAGCCUGGCCCUGGGCCCCUCUCCAAUUUCUCAGCCUGUUGAUUUAGCUGCCCACUUGGUGGGAGGACCCAGCCACAUGGGGAGCCGGCUGUCCAUCUGUCUGUCCAUCUACUGGCCACACUGGCCCCUCCACCCCAGGUGCUGUCAGGCAGAGGUGGGGCUCAGAGACCCAGGUGACGUAGAUUUAGGCCGCCCACAGCUUCCCCUCUGUGGUCAGGACAGGGGGAGCCACACUCUCCAGGGAAAGGGAUAAGCCCUCAAAGCCCCUGGGUGUGUUGGCUGAGGGUGAGAGGCCAGAAGCUGGACACCUGCAGACACUCUUCUCAGGUUUCUCUGGCUGGCAGGGGACACUGACUGGGUACACACACAACCGUGAGCAAGGGCACGAGUGUAACAUGCAUGUACACGCCACACACAUACGUGAACGUACCCACAGACACACGUGCGCACACACCUGUGAAGCGCACCAUACACACGUACACACGCACACACCAACAUGGGCCAGAGCGCACAUACAGGCACGUGCAGAACACAUACACAGAUACGCAUGUGUGUGCAUGUGCAUCCGCUGCAGUGAACCCUGUAGCAAGUCAUCAAUGUCGAGGACUCUCACCUCAGUAACUCAUCCUUACUUGGCUUGGACGAGGUCCAUGUGGAGCCUUGGGCACUGCACAAUGAAGAUCAAAAUGUUUCAGUCUGCUCUUGUGGGGUUAUUUCCUGAGAGUGACACCCUCAAACGAUGCCCCUGGGGGAAGGUCCGAUGGCCAGGACGAUGCCCUGGACGUUGGGGACAGGAAGAGUCUGCCAUAACAGUUCACUCAGUGGGGACCCUUCUGGGUAGAUCCCCUGGGAGGUCAGUCUCCAUCCAGCCCUGAGUCGGGCUUGGUGGGUAAGAUGAGCAAGGAAGCUCUGGGAAGGAAGACACGGGGGCAGGGCCAGAGGCAUGAGCAAUGACUGCCAAGCUGGGGACUCCUGCACCUUUGUCAACGGGGCCUCGCCAGGGCAAGCUCCCCACAAUCAAAGGAUGUAUCGUGUCUCCUCUUCAAGAUACAGCAGUUUUAAUAACCGAAUAUAUCACACUUGGAAUUUCCAUUCAAUGCUUGAUUCGGUUAGCAAUUUAAAUUCAAGUUGUCGGGGCUUCCCUGGUGGCGCAGUGGUUGAGAAUCUGCCUGCCGAUGCAGGGGACACGGGUUCGAGCCCUGGUCUGGGAAGAUCCCACAUGCCGCGAAGCCACUAGGCCCGUGAGCCACAGCUACUGAGCCUGCGUGUCUGGAGCUUGUGCUGCACGGCAAGAGAGACCGCGAUAGUGAGAGG